AUCUCCUUGCGUUUUGCCAAAGAUAAUGAGCAGUGGAUAUUCUGCUGGCCUAUUUGGUAAAUUACUAUUGCUGGUCGUGAAUGGAUCAAGUUUUCAUUCAAGGUGCAUGUAUAAUUCUUUAGCUGAGCCAAGUGAGAUCCACAAUCCCUGCUAAAGAGAAUUCUGGUAGAAAAGGACUUGAAUUUGUCUCCUUUGCACUUUCUUGGCAAACAUAUGUUUAUAAAGUUCCUGCGGCUCGGGUUCAUGACUUCUACCCAAAUCUUCACCACUCAAACUACGUAAGGGUGCCUCGAUCCCCAAACUGCAGAUUCAUGUUUCCUAAGUAUCAAAUUUCUUAACAUAAUUGAGCCUACCAAAUCACCAAUAACAUUCUAGAUUUUAGAUUUCAUUGGUAUAAGUGGAGUAAGUUAGCUGCUUGGCAACCACUCCUCUCUGACGGUGUACAAGCACCUGAACUGGUUCCUAUAGCUAACCCAUUAACCAGAUCUCUUCUUUUCUUUCGUAUCUAUACAUAUAUAACUCCCAUUCCCCCAGGGAUUCUCGUACCAAGCUCCUAGUUUUAUCCAAGAAAAAUAAUUAACCUCUCUCUCUUUCUCCACUUACACUAAUUAAUUUCCCAUGGAAUUAGACAAGAGUGAUGACGCAACAAUCAGCAUCCAACAGCCAAAGACCGACUCUAAAGGGAAAGGCAUUGCUGGUGCUCCUGCCACUUUUGCUAAAGCAACCCAACAGCAGCCACGAGGAGGAUGGAAAAAGGGUGUAGCCAUUUUCGACUUCGUUCUGAGGCUGUGUGCCAUCGCAACAGGCUUAGCUGCUACUGGUAUUAUGGGCACUACUGAGCAGACUCUUCCAUUCUUCACUCAGUUCUUCCAGUUCCAUGCUGAGUAUAAUGAUCUUCCAACUUUCAUGUUUUUCGUGUUUGCAAAUGGCAUAGCUAGUGGAUACCUUGUACUUUCCUUGCCUUUCUCUAUAGUAUGCAUCGUCCGACCUCAUGCAGUAGGACCAAGGCUUCUCCUUAUUAUCUUCGACACGGUGGUGAUGGCUCUGACGAUAGCAGCUGCUUCUGCUGCUGCGGCCAUGGUUUACUUAGCUCAUAAUGGGAAUUCAAAUGCAAAUUGGAACGCAAUUUGUCAACAGUUUACUGAUUUCUGCCAGCAGACCAGUACUGCUGUAGUGGCUUCCUUCAUAACUUCAGCCAUGUUCCUGUUUCUCAUUGUGUUGUCUGCGUUUGCUCUCAGAAAUUAAUUAAUUAAUUAUCAUCAUAAUGCUCUUUCUUCCAUUUCCCAUAGGCUUCUGCAUGCCUUGCUUUUGUGUAAUCCUUGUUUGCUGUACUCUCUAAAUUUGGUGUGUUCAUAUAUAAAUCUUAUUUC
This is a messenger RNA of Hevea brasiliensis (rubber tree), 1370 nucleotides long. Its product is annotated as casparian strip membrane protein 3. The record is from RefSeq and is a predicted model, not a curated record. Lineage: Eukaryota; Viridiplantae; Streptophyta; Magnoliopsida; Malpighiales; Euphorbiaceae. The transcript is spliced from 3 exons. Bases 619 to 1245 code for a protein of 208 amino acids.